This is a messenger RNA of Vanrija pseudolonga, 1408 nucleotides long. RefSeq names its product 3-keto-steroid reductase (gene ERG27). Gene Ontology annotation, cellular component: endoplasmic reticulum membrane; mitochondrial outer membrane; lipid droplet. The record is from RefSeq and is a predicted model, not a curated record. The transcript has 3 exons. Gene Ontology annotation, molecular function: 3-beta-hydroxysteroid 3-dehydrogenase (NADP+) activity. NCBI's taxonomy places the organism in Eukaryota, Fungi, Basidiomycota, Tremellomycetes, Trichosporonales, Trichosporonaceae. Bases 38 to 1384 code for a protein of 448 amino acids.
CCCGUGUUCUCGUUGUCUUCCCACACCCACCUAAACAAUGGUCACCACACGCGCGGGGUCGCAGCAUACGAGCAGCACGAGCAGCAGCACGCCGACCGUGACCGGGCCGGCAGCGGACCCGAACCGCAUCAUUGCGAUCGUGACUGGGUCCAACUCCGGCUUCGGUCUCGGCCUGUGCCAUUCGCUGCUGGCCAACCUCUCGACCGCGGAUGCGCCCGUGCCCAUCGCUGUCCCGCAGGCGUCUGCGCUCGCCCCGGCGCUGCGAGACAAGCUGGCGACGCCAAAGGGCGAGGCGGCAGCGCUCGAGUCGGCCGUCAUCCGCGCUCCGCACCCGGCGCUGACGCUCGUGCUCGCCGUGCGCUCCGAGGCGAACGCGCUCGAUGCACGCACCGCCAUCCUUGCGCGCCACCGGGCCGACCUCGCGAAGCGGCGCGCGAACGGCGUCGCUGUGCCCGAGGGCUGGGAGGAGAACCUCAGAGUCGAGUACGAGCUCGUCGACCUCGACCAGGUCGGCGGAGACCGCGGCGUGCUCGCGUUCGCUGAGCGCGUCCGCCGCCGGUACCCGCACGUCACGAGCCUGUUCCUCAACGCCGGCUACGCGGCCAUCACACAGGUCGUCAUCCCUCGCUUCAUGUGGAGCAUUGUGACCGACGGCCCGAUGUACGCCCUCCACCACCCGCGGUACAACAUCGAGGAGGUCGGCGCGCGGUCUGCCGACGGGGAGCGCGGCCGUGUGUGGGGGAUCAACGUGCUGGCGCCUUAUAUUCUGUCGAAGGAACUUGCCCCAACCCUCCGCGCAUCGCCGAAGUCGCUGCCAUACGACCCCCGCAUCGUGUACACCUCGUCGAUCGAGGCCGAGGCCGAGGGCCUCAGCGCCAACCCUCUCGACGACGUCCAGCUGCUCGAGUACGAGACGUCGUACCGCGCGUCCAAGUACAUGGGCGACUUGGUGGUCACUCAGCUCGAUGCCGAGCUGGGCAACGACGCCGAACGCCCGAUCCGCGUCAUCUCUGCCGAGCCAGGCUGCGUAGCGACCAACAUUGCCGUCUCGGGUCUGGGUGCGUGGCAGUGGCUUGUGCAGGUCAAGUGGUUGUGCUACUGGCUGUCGUUCUACCUGGCCUAUCUGUUCGGGUCGCCGCACCACCCAGUGUGGGCUUCUGACGGCGCCGCGCCGAUGCUGUAUGCCGCGCUCGUGGGCAGCGCGUACCUCCUCCCGGCGUCCAAGCUCGCCGGACCAAAGCUGCACGUCGUCGCGCGCCGCUUCCGCUCCCCAGGAGUAAAGUAUGGCGAGGUCGACGAGUGGGAGUCGCACGCGGACGUUGCGGCCGGCGUCGUAAAGACCUGCGAAACAAUACGCCGCGAAUGGCACGAGCGCCAGCAGUGAGAAGAUGCAUAGACUUGUUUUGUU